AUAUUCAAGUAGCUAUUUUACAACCAAGUCUCUUGUCUGUGUGAACUUGUUGCUGCCAAAUGACUUUUGACCAGUUAUCAAAUCCAAGGCUUGAAUUACUUUUAACAAUCGUGUCCUGACACACCAGAGAAACCAGGAAGCAUCUGUUCCUCCCUGAAGAGACGCAGGCUGAAAACCAGACGAUCACAUUCACCUUCCAAACCAAACUGAACCAAACCAGACCAGACGUCCUGAGUGAGUCCAGCUACAGGAGAGAAGAGUCAAACUACAACCUGCCGACGCUCCACACACUGACCCUUCACCUGGAGACUCAAUGGCUUCCAGAUUAGAAGAGGAUCUCUGCUGUCCCGUCUGCCAUGAUGUCUUCAGAGAUCCUGUCAUUCUGUCAUGUAGCCACAGCUUCUGUAAAGACUGUGUGAAGAGCUGGUGGAAAGACAAAGAAGUAAAAGAGUGUCCACUUUGUAAGAGAAGAUCUUCAAAGUCUGAACCACCUAACCUGGUGUUAAAGAACCUGUGUGAGACCUUCUUACAGGAGAGAGAUCAGAGCUCUUCACCUGCUCUCUGCAGUCUGCACUCAGAGAAACUCAGACUCUUCUGUCUGGACCAUCAGCAGCCAGUGUGUGUCAUCUGCAGAGAUUCAGAGAAACACACCGACCACAGAUUCAGACCCAUCGAUGAAGCUGCACAACAACACAAGAAGCAGCUUCAGGAAACUCUGGAGCCCUUGAAGAAGAAGUUACAGCGUUUUGAACGUGUUAAAGUAAAGUUUGAACAAACAGCAGAACACAUUAAGGUCCAAGCUGGACUCACAGAGACGCAGAUCAAGGAGCAGUUUAAAAAGCUUCAUCAGUUUCUGGAGGAGGAAGAGGAGGCCAGGAUGGCUGCACUGAGGGAGGAAGAGGAGCAGAAGAGUCGGAUGAUGAAGGAGAAGAUUGAGUCUCUGAGCAGAGACAUAACGUCUCUUUCAGACACAAUCAGAACCACAGAGGACGAGCUGAGAGCUGAAGAGGUCUCGUUCCUGCUCAACUACAAGGCUGCAGUGGAACGAGUCCAGCAGCGCCCCCUGCUGGAUGAUCCACAGCUGGCCUCAGGAGCUCUGAUAGACGAGGCCAAACAUCUGGGCAACCUGAGCUUCAACAUUUGGAACAAGAUGAAGGACGUGGUCUCCUACAGUCCUGUGGUUCUGGACCCAAACUCUGCUCAUCCAGAGCUCGUCCUGUCUGAAGAUCUGACCAGUUUGAGACGAGGAGAGGAACAGAAGCUUCCUGACAAUCCAGAGAGGUUAGAUGAAUACGCCUCAGUCCUGGGAUCUAAGGGUUUUAACUCAGGGACUCACAGCUGGGACGUCCUGGUUGGAGACAGUACACACUGGUUCCUGGGUGUGUCAGCAGAGUCUGUCCAGAGGAAGGGAAAAGAUCUGUCUGGAUUGUGGGGAAUAGGGUUCUGUGAAGGUAAAUACUAUGCAGGGUCACCAUCAGCAUCAUCUGUUCUCUUUUUGCAGAAGAUCCAGAGGAUCAGAUUGAAACUAGAAUGGAACAGAGGAGAACUGUCAUUCUCUGAUCCUGAUACUAACAAACACAUUCACACCUUCACACACACUUUCACUCAGAAGAUGUUUCCAUACUUUAACAUUGGAGGUCACUUGAAGCUGUUACCUGUGAAAGUCUCUGUGAUGCUGGUUUAG
This is a messenger RNA of Platichthys flesus (European flounder), 1684 nucleotides long. Its product is annotated as zinc-binding protein A33-like. Gene Ontology annotation, molecular function: zinc ion binding; protein binding. The transcript has 2 exons. Lineage: Eukaryota; Metazoa; Chordata; Actinopteri; Pleuronectiformes; Pleuronectidae. The record is from RefSeq and is a predicted model, not a curated record. The coding region runs from base 314 to 1684 and encodes 456 amino acids.